Molecule: messenger RNA, 1823 nt
Organism: Sorghum bicolor (sorghum)
Lineage: Eukaryota; Viridiplantae; Streptophyta; Magnoliopsida; Poales; Poaceae
Exons: 1
Coding region: 977-1276 (99 amino acids)
Source: RefSeq, a predicted model, not a curated record
GUAGACUCGAUAUUCAGACAACAAAAACAAUGAGAAAAUUAACAAGUUGCCUCUACUAUCUGAAACAUAAGUGAACUUAGAGGCUGUAUAUAGCAUAAUUUAUUAAAGGAAUUUCCUUUCUAUAUAUAUAAUAGAAAACUCUCCUACCAGCUGGUCAUGUGGUAGUUGUCAUGUCUAGUUUUUUUUUGUUGUUAUUGUUAUUGUGUUCUUCUCUUUUGUUGAUGUGUGAAUCUACGUGUUCUUGUAUCCUUUUGGCUGUGUAUAUAGUUAAUGAAUAUAGAGACUGGGUUAAUAAAUCCAUUAUCUAAAAAAAUGUGACAAAUGUUGGCAUAUGUUUUAUGGAUGCAUGGUUAUGGGGAUGGCUAUUAUGUUGGUCAUCACCAUUGACACUAUUGUUUUAUGAUGUUAUAUGCUUUGUUUUUAUUUUCUUCUGCUCUAUUGAUACAUGACCUUUAAGUAGUUACUUGCCAGCGUUCUUUGUCUACCAUAAGAGUCUGGGAUGCUAUGCGAUUAAAAACUCUCUACUCUCUAGUAAAGAAUGGACUAUACUCACUUUUCUCACAAGUGUAGUAUGACAUGUAUGCAACGCUUGCUUUGUACAAGAAAAGCCCUCUUUUCACAUGCAUUUUUGUCCAUGCAUGCACGCUGAUCGAGCUCUUGAUAUAGUAUCUUUUGGUUGUUUAUUUUAACACCCUUUCUUUUGGAUAAACACACACCUCCCUUUUUUGUAGGAUCUCCAUUUGCAGUUUUAUCCUUUUGAGCCACGAAACAAGGAAGUCAGUUGGCACUCAACAGCCACGUCCACGAAGCCUCCCUCUGCACGAUCGAGCGCACGUACACGAGCAGCACGCGCUAUGGCAUUGGGAAUUUGGGAAUCAGCAGGCGGCCGCCACAGCAAUAUAAUACCCCGCCGGUCGACAACUCGACAUCACCACCUGAUCAAGCGCGGCGCGCAGCCUUGCACCGGAUCCGAUCCAUGAGCUCCUCUCCUCCUCCGUGCUCCAAGACCGCCGCCGGUCAUGCGCCGGCCAGGUACUGCCUGUGCGCGCCGACGACGCACCCGGGCUCGUUCCGGUGCAGGCUGCACCGGUCGUCGUCAUCAAUGGAUGCCACGGCGGCAGCAUCGGAGGAGGCCAAGGAAGCAGCCGCCGCCGCCGCGCGCGCGUUCCUGGAGCGGAUGACGACGGCCCGGAAGCCGAGGCGGCAGGGCGUGUCUGGGACGAUUUUCUUGCCUGGACCUUCGAGGCUGGGAGCCACCGCCACGGCGGAUGAGUAACCCUCCGUAUAGUCGUUCCUGCCGCCAUGGCUAUAUAUGUAGAGAGAAAUUUGUUAGACUUGUAGUGAUGGUGUCAUAUGGUAUAUAUGGGCAUAUGGUGCCGUCGUGUGCAUGCUGGAAGUCACAUACUUGAUACUUCCUUUGGUUCAUUUGCAUUUUGUACACAUACUUGCAGAUGCAGUGUCUAUGUGCUAGAGAAUUAGAAUAUUUCAAUUCCAGAUAGCAGAUAGUACUAUAUAUAUUCGCAAUUUACAGCCAAAAUGUUUGGCUUGACGAUUAACUCCAUCUGGUAUGGUUCGUUCAACUUCAACAUGCAGGAAGGAACAUGAAAGGGUUGGUGAAGGACGACACAGACUUGCCAUGCAAACCAAACGCUACGCUUAGAUUCACGGAACAACGCGGCAGCCUCCGAAUCAACUUCUGCACAAUCGCUUGCGUUGAAAGCAAUAUAUAGCACUGUGCCAUCAACUGAACUGAAGACAUUGUUGGAAAAAGAAAGCUCUUUUUUUAGAUGUUGGACAGUGGACACUAAACAUCACAUUGCAUC